This is a messenger RNA of Cryptococcus wingfieldii CBS 7118, 1668 nucleotides long. RefSeq names its product glutamate decarboxylase. Gene Ontology annotation, biological process: L-glutamate catabolic process. Bases 1 to 1668 code for a protein of 555 amino acids. The transcript is spliced from 10 exons. Gene Ontology annotation, cellular component: cytosol. NCBI's taxonomy places the organism in Eukaryota, Fungi, Basidiomycota, Tremellomycetes, Tremellales, Cryptococcaceae. The record is from RefSeq and is a predicted model, not a curated record. Gene Ontology annotation, molecular function: pyridoxal phosphate binding; glutamate decarboxylase activity.
AUGGCCCUCUCCAGACAUGUCGACGCCGACAAACUCAUUCAAGAGGCCCGCGACCACCCCAUCAGGAAACACUUUCACGACAGAGCGACAGUCUACGACAACCCCUAUACAUCUCGCUAUGAUGUAGACGUCGAGGUGCCCAGGUUUACCAUGCCCUCUGCGGGCGUCAACUCCAAGACUGCCUACCAGCUCUUGCACGACGAGCUCAUGCUCGAUGGCAACCCCAACAUGAACCUCGCCUCCUUUGUCCACACUUGGGUCCCCGACGAAGCCGAGACGCUCAUCACGGAAAACAUCUACAAGAACCUCGUCGACCAGGACGAGUACCCCGCUUCCCAAGCUGUCCAUGAGCGCUGCAUCUCCAUGCUGUCAAACCUCUGGCACGCCCCCAAAGGCGCCACCGCUAUGGGCACCGCAACCACGGGUUCCUCCGAGGCCAUCAUGCUCGGAGGCUUGGCUCUGAAGCGCCGAUGGCAGGACAAGAUGAAGGCGCAGGGCAAGGAUAUCCACAAGCCUGGGCCCAAUAUUAUCAUGGGUGCCGAGGCGCAGGUGGCGCUGGAAAAGUUUGCAAGGUACUUUGAGGUUGAGGCGAGGCUUGUGCCGAUCAAGAAAGAGGGAAGCUAUGUGAUGGAUCCUAAAGAUGCUAUCAAGUACGCCGACGAGAACACCAUCGGUGUCUUUGUCAUCCUCGGAUCCACCUACACCGGAGCCUUCGAGUCUGUCCAAGGCAUGGCCAAGGAGCUCGACGCUUUCCAGGAAAAGACCGGCAUCGACAUUCCCAUCCACGUCGACGGUGCUUCCGGCGGUUUCGUCGCACCAUUCGCAUACCCCAACUAUGUCUGGGAUUUCAAAGUCCCCCGAGUGCUCAGUAUCAACGCCUCUGGUCACAAGUACGGCAUGUCCACCGUCGGUGUCGGAUGGAUCAUCUGGCGUUCCGCCGAAUACCUCCCCAAAGACUUGAUAUUUGAACUCCACUACCUCGGUGCUACCGACUACUCAUUCAACCUCAACUUCUCACGCCCCGCCCACCCCAUCCUCGCCCAAAUGUUUACAUUCCUCAACCUCGGUUUCGCAGGGUACAAACGUAUCAUGGACAACAACCUCGCCAAAGCACGUCUCAUCUCCCGCGCGCUCGAGUAUUCUGGGUACUUUACUUGUCUCUCGCAGAUUCACCGCCCGAAGGGCCUUGUCGAUGACGGGGCAAAGCCGGGGAUUGGUGAGACUGUGGGCCAUAUCGCUAGCGAGGCGGUACACGGCAAAGCACCUGGCCUCGACGAUGCAGAGUACUAUAUUGAAGGUCUUCCUGUCGUUUCGUUCCGUUUCUCGGACGAUUUCAAGGCCAAGUAUCCGGGUGUGAAGCAGGAGUGGAUUCAGAUGCAGCUCCGAGCUUUUGGGUGGAUUGUGCCCAACUAUCCUCUUGCGCCGGAUUGUGAGGAUACCGAAAUCCUGCGUGCAGUCGUGCGAGAAUCACUCUCAGGCGACCUCGCCCGCAAACUCGUCCAAGACAUCAUCCAAGUUGUGGAAGACCUCAUCAACGACGCCGGACCUUCCUACUCCAUGUCUACCGCCGUGCGCCACCAAAAGCGCGAAGACCACGGCAACCUCACCGAACUCGUGGACAAGCUGCAUAUCAAGAAGAAUACUUCUACUUAUGCCAAGCCUUGUUAA